Molecule: messenger RNA, 1042 nt
Organism: Frankliniella occidentalis (western flower thrips)
Lineage: Eukaryota; Metazoa; Arthropoda; Insecta; Thysanoptera; Thripidae
Exons: 2
Coding region: 178-918 (246 amino acids)
Source: RefSeq, a predicted model, not a curated record
AAUACAAAGUGUUCUGACUGAAAAAUAGGUUAGCAGAUAGAGCAUUAAUUGCAUGAAUAACAACCUUUGAUUGUUUAAAUUGGUGUGAACUGUAAUACUUCCGAGAACCGUGAUCUUUGAGUUAUUUAACUUAUCAAUACAUAUUUAGACAUUAGCUGUCAUCACAAGGAAAUCAGCAUGAACUUUUUGAGCUUCCGUCAAGUGCCAACCCGGCUCAGUCGAAUUCAGCCCCCUUUCAUCUUUUCUUUGAGUCUUACUCAAUCAUUGGGACUCCUUCAGAAACGGAUUGGAAACAGGAGUCUAAUUUUAAAUUGUCGGAAGUAUUCUAAACGAGAACAACUUGCAGUCUCUCACCCUCGCCUCUACAAGCGACAUGAUCAACAGAGAAUUGAUGACAAUCUGUCCAAAGACUGGCAACUGAUCUUUGCGGCGAAUCGAGGGAUGCAAGAUAAUUGGAAAGCCCAAGGUGCCUACUGGGGUUGUUUUGUGGGGUAUUGUGUGCUCCCAUUGGCUGCAAUAUAUGGCUGGGUGGAGGCAGAGUUAGAGGAAAGGGUUUUGAUGGCUGGUAUAGAAAUGGCUGCCCAAACCCAAUGGGCUAUAUUUAUUGCCUUAAAUCUUCUUGUUAUUUCUAAUAUCUCACACUAUUUUCGCUCUAUCCCCAAAAGAGUUUAUUAUAAUGAUAAAAGUGACAGUUAUCUAGCCAUUAACUAUCAUUUCCUCCCUUGGAAACAAGUGCGGACAGAGUAUCAAACAACUGAUAUUAAAAAAUACUCUGGUAUGAAAUUUGUGUUCAGAUUUAACCCAGCUGGACACAACGAGUUCAAGAUAAAAAACAAAACAUUUAUAUUUCCUAUCAGCCAUUUCCGGAGUGGCCAUGACAGGGAAUGGAUGUUUCGUAGUAAUGACUUAGAGUAUUAAAAGGAUAUGAGGUGUGCUUUUACUGAGCAGAAUCUGGCCUUCCACAUCCUACCAGUAAUUACAAGAAGCCCUCAUAUCAAUGUGUACUGUUGUGAAAAAAAUAAAAAUAUCAUGGAAAAGAUGA